AUGCCGCCACCAAGCGCAAAUCCUGUCCGGCCCCAUAGAACCUCCUUGAAGAAUUGGUUUCGGAAAACCUUUGUCUCCCCACUGCUUUUCCUGGGUUUGGUAACCCUGAUCUCCGGUGCUUUUGGUGGGUCAUGGGGUUUCACCCUUGCACGACGGGCGAGUCACGGAGUGCGGGAGGACGGCACGCAGAGGAGCGAGCUUCAAUCAGAUCUAGAAGGGACUGUUGGUGCAGCGUCACUUCUCCAGAGCGUCAAAUUGAACGCACAAUUUCGCACAAUCCUGAUGCGUCCUCAGAAGCAUGGGAAACUUACAGAAGCCAAGAAGAGCAGCCGAAGUCAGAAGCUAAGUAUUGAAACUGAUGAGGAUCGCGGCGAGCUUUUAGGGACGGGGGCAGCUGCGGAGAGCGGCCUAAGAGUGCAAGUGAUUGAGGGCGGGCUCAAGGGAUCCCUCCACGAAGAACCGGGAUUCGUGCGCUGGCGCGACUCCGUCAUUCUCCUCGGUUCUUUCAACGUUAGCAGAGACUAUGCCCCGGUCUUGUCAGCCACCCACCAUGAGCUCCUAGCGAUUGGCAGCACCAGAACCACAAUCUACAAUCUGACGACCGGUGACGUCACAAUUGGGCCGGAUUUCCCCGUGCUCAUGCACCACCCGGCCGCAGCAAUUUCCCCCGGGGGGGUGGUCCAUCUGGUCGGAAGUGCCGACUGGAGUGACAUGAGUAGUCCAAACAACGACGCGUUUCAUUUCACUUGGGAUGUCGAGGGGGGUGCAACGGACUGGAUUGACAGGGCGCGGGUUUUGGGGGCGGCGGGGGGGUUCAGCUGCGAGUUUCUCGGGGAGUUUAUGUACUGCUGCGGAGGGGGAAGACGGCUUCAGGAACGGACGGGGGAUCUCCUUCGGGUCUAUAAUCCAGCAAACGACAGCUGGUCGGAGGCUGCCCCGCUGCCUGAGCCAGCGGACCACGUCACACUGCUCGUCUAUGAAGGCGAACUCUGGGGAGUCGGGGGCGCGUCAAGUUUCAACCCUAGAUAUGGAGCCUAUAACCCAAAAUUCACGUCACACGACCACUACCGGCACUCCAUCACCCAGCUCGCGGUCUAUAACCCGAGCACUAACCAAUGGUUGGUUAAGCAACCACUGCCGUACUCCAGGGCGGCCCCGAUUGUCGCUUUAGUUCAGCGCCCGGGGAAACGGGCGAGCAUGUUAAUGGGAGGGGGCGAGGUGUAUCUGGGUUCGAACGGGAUGGCGGUGACGUCACUGUCCGAGUACGACUUUGGAGAAGACGUCUGGUUCUGCCACGUGGAUCCGCUUCCAUUUCCGGUCUUCGGAGCGGGUUCCGCCCUCUGGAAUGACAGAUGGUACAUCCUCGGGGGUGGGGAAAGCUACAAUCUGGCGGCCACGGACCGCGUCAUGAUUGUCGACGUGGCCAAUCUGCCUACCCCAGAGCCGUGCGCCGGUCAGCAGGGGAGACAGGAAAAGACGUGGUGGCAAACUAGAGCCGCGAGCUGGCAGAAAACCUUUCCCUACCCCAAGCAAUUUUUGGAGAAGCGGUAA
Molecule: messenger RNA, 1551 nt
Organism: Klebsormidium nitens
Lineage: Eukaryota; Viridiplantae; Streptophyta; Klebsormidiophyceae; Klebsormidiales; Klebsormidiaceae
Source: the annotation of a GenBank genome assembly